CAGGCAAGUACGAACCCAGUCUGGUGUCGCUUUGGGAAGGCACGACCUGGGUAGAGGGGGUACGCGUGCGCUUUAUGCGUGAACAAGCACUGCUUCCACGUCUAACAAGGUUUAGAGCAGUUUGACUCUGCGCAAUGCACGAUGUCCUUCGAUCGACUGCACAAGCGGCUGGAGACGCCAGACUUCCGCACCUUUAAACCUGCGUCUUCAUCUAGCGAUCUCGCUAACAUGGAUUGCACCGUCACUGUCUUCGACAUCAAACAGCACAUACCGGAAGAUGGCAUAUCACUUUUCGAUCUCCGUGCAUAUUUCGACGAGGCAAGGCUCCCCAGCAACAGCAAGGCCGCCGAGCAGUUUGUGCGCCUUGUCAAGCAAGUCGCCUUCUGCAAAGACGGCAAGUACCAUCUCAAGUACGCUGCACAGAGGAGUGCAUGUGGAUCACAAAACAAAGCCCACUCGCAACAUGAAACCAACAGAGAGGAUUCGGCGCAGCCACCCACCAAACCUUCGGCGGGACAUGACCAUCACGGCACCGAGUCACCAAAGCCAUCUACUGAAUCUACUGCAGUCGACUCAUAUCUUAAGUUCUGCGAUAUCAGGGCUCACAUUCCGCCAAAUGGCACCACCCUGUCCGACCUGCGGGCAAGCUUCAGCGAGCAGGAACUGCCAGCCGCAAGCCAGACCAGUACGCGUUUUGCAGCCCUUGUCGGACAGAUCGCGAUACUCAGGAAUGGCAAGUACUAUGUGAGGAACCCGUUUGGGCCGGACAUACCCGAAGUCCAGAUUCAGAAGCAAUCCCAGUUCAGCAACGAGAUACCGGCAAAGUCUGAAGUGACCGAGGAACAGACGCACAUGGCCACGAUUGGACCCGCACAGAAAGCUUCAUCAAGUGUAGAGAUCGCCGUCGAGUCCGUUAACGGAGCUGCGAUCGAGUCGGAGAAAUUGUUUGAUGAUGAUACUCUGAGCGCACUCGAUGAUCGUGGCGCCAAAGCAUGCAGCGUGACCUGCAAAGGUCUCGAGGCACAAGUCACAAAUCCCGGCAUAAACACAGCGACAGACGAUCCGUCAAAGAAAUUCACGCCUCAGCCACUCCGCGCCGCGAAACGUUCCGCAAGCGUGACGUGCGAUUCGACCCCGUCGAAGAAGGCCCGCUUCGAAGAGCUUGCCAGCCAGAAGACUAAGCUGCGCGAGGAGCUUGCCGCUCAGCGCAAGCGUAAGCUGGAGCAGCAGACGGCGCUUGAGGAGCAGCGCCGUCUUCGUGCGGAGGAGGAGCGUCUGCGGGAAGAAGCAGAGCUGCGGGAGAUUGCCAUGCUGCAAGCGCAGCUGGACGAGGAGUCGGAGGACUUAGCCCACCUUGAGCAGCUGACAGCGGAGGAGAAGGCGGCGAUGGAUGAGGCAAAGGCUGCGAGAGCGCUGAUUGAGUGUGAGCUGGAUGCGGCAUAGCUAGAGUAAUGCAGAAGGUGCGACGUUUCAACGCUUGAAUGAGGAAAAGAAGGGGGCGGGUGAGGCCACUAGCCUACCUGAAGCUUGAGGUCACAGCAUCUGAUUUCAUCUGACUCAAACGCCGCGCAAUAUGUACCACUUUGCUGCAUAAUGGCGAGCAACUCCAACAGAGAGCAUGCGCCGGUGGUCCCACAUGCGAGCCCGUCUCCUGUACAGAAAGCAGCC
Molecule: messenger RNA, 1668 nt
Organism: Baudoinia panamericana UAMH 10762
Lineage: Eukaryota; Fungi; Ascomycota; Dothideomycetes; Mycosphaerellales; Teratosphaeriaceae
Exons: 1
Coding region: 142-1443 (433 amino acids)
Source: RefSeq, a predicted model, not a curated record